Lasiodiplodia theobromae is the source of this 981-nucleotide messenger RNA. Its product is annotated as DNA/RNA non-specific endonuclease. Lineage: Eukaryota; Fungi; Ascomycota; Dothideomycetes; Botryosphaeriales; Botryosphaeriaceae. Gene Ontology annotation, biological process: apoptotic DNA fragmentation. Gene Ontology annotation, molecular function: RNA endonuclease activity; nucleic acid binding; metal ion binding. The transcript has a single exon. The record is from RefSeq and is a predicted model, not a curated record. Gene Ontology annotation, cellular component: nucleus; mitochondrial inner membrane. Bases 1 to 981 code for a protein of 326 amino acids.
AUGUCCAAGGCGACUUUCGCCAUCAUCGCCGCUGCAGGCGCGGCCACUGGAGCUGCAGCAACAGCAGCAUUCUACUCAACCAAGAAAGAAGCUCCGGUGGCCCCCAUCAGUGCUCCAUCGAGCGGUUCAACAGUGCCAGCACCCGCCUCCGGAUAUCCUAUCUCCAAGUCUGUCGCUACGCCCGCACCCGUCGAUCCAAACGGCCUUUUCCAAUACGGCUUCCCCGGCCCCGUCAACGACCUUCGCGCCGCAAAAUCGCUCACGUCUUCCUUCAACCGGCAGACGCGCAACCCGGAUUGGGUGGCCGAGCACAUCACUCCCGAGUCGUUGGCAACCCACAAUGGCGACCGCAAGCACAGCUCCUUCACCGAGGACGCGGCGAUUCCUGAGAAGUUUCGCGCGAAGCUGAAGGACUACUUCCGUAGCGGCUACGACCGCGGGCACCAGGUCCCAGCGGCAGACGCGAAGUGGAGCCAAGAGGCAAUGGACGACACGUUUGCGCUCAGCAACAUGUGCCCUCAGGUCGGCGACGGCUUCAACCGCGACUACUGGGCGCACUUUGAGGACUUCUGCCGGCGGCUGACGCAGCGAUACCCCAGCGUGCGCAUCGUCACCGGGCCGCUGUACCUUCCCCGCCGCGAAGCCGACGGCAAGUGGCGCGUCAGUUACGAGGUCAUCGGCAGCCCGCCCAACGUGGCCGUGCCGACGCAUUUCUACAAGGUUAUCUUUGCGGAGGAUGGCAAGACGGGAGGCAAUGUUGCUCUGGGAGCGUUCGUGCUGCCCAAUGCGCCCAUUUCGAACACCAAGCCGCUGUCGGACUUUGAGGUCCCGCUUGAGGCGGUCGAGAGGGCAAGCGGCUUGGAGUUCGCGAAUAACCUGCCUGCCUCACGCAGGAAGAAGUUGUGUGCGGAGUUCGCGUGCUCGCUUGUCAUCAAGGAUUACAAGGAGAGGCAGAAGACCUUUGCUGCCAGCCAGAAAUAG